ACAGUGUCAUUUUCACUUUGACUCCCAGGCCCCAGCCUCUCCAUAACCCAAAAACUAUGUCGGCUUUAUCCCGCCUUUUCCGCAGCACAUUCUCCACCGCCACCUCCGCCGCAGCAACGGAAAACACCAUCGUCAGAUCACUCUCUAACGAAGUUUUCAGAGAACGCAGCCUCAAACGUCUUGUUGAAAAAUUCAAAAAAGCUUCCGAGAAUGAGAGGUUUCGAACUAAAAGUGCCAUUUACAAAGACACCAUUCGCCGCCUCGCAGCUGCCAAAAAGUUUCGAUACGUAGAAGAGAUUCUAGAGAACCAGAAGCAGUAUCAGGACAUGUCGAAAGAAGGUUUUAAUGCUCGUUUGAUUUCUCUUUAUGGUUCAUCGGGCAUGUUCGAUAAUGCGCGCAAGGUGUUUGAUGAAAUGCUUGAAAGAAAAUGUGCCCGGACGGUGCUGUCUUUCAAUGCGCUGUUGGGGGCUUGUGUUAAUUCGAAGAAGUUCGAUGAAGUUGUUGGUUUAUUUAGAGGGUUAUCGGAGGAGUUAGAGAUUGAACCGGAUUUGGUUUCGUAUAACACGGUCAUGAAGGCCUUUUGCGAGAUGGGUUCGUUGGAUUCGGCUGUUUCGUUGCUAGAAGAGAUUGAGAAGAAGGGUUUGACGCCUGAUUUGAUUACUUUUAAUACGCUCUUAAAUGGGCUUUAUGCGAAUGGAAGGUUUGAUGCUGGGGAGAGGAUUUGGCAGCGAAUGAAGGAGAAGAAUGUUAAGCCUGAUGGCAGGAGUUAUAAUGAGAAGUUGCUUGGAUUGGCAUUGGAGAAGAGAAUGAAAGAUGCGACUAAGGUUGUUGAAGAAAUGAAGAGCGAGGGGAUUGAAUUUGAUAUCUUUAGUUACAAUGCUUUGAUUAGAGGGUUUGUUAAUGAGGGUGAUUUGGAGGAAGCCAAGGGUUGGUAUGGUGAGAUAAGGAAAUCUGAUAUUAAACCAGAUAAAUUGACUUUUAAGACAUUGAUUCCUUUCGUUGUUGAGAAGGGUGAUGUUGCCUUUGCCUUUGAUCUUUGCAAGGAUGCUCUCUCUAGCAAGUUGGCUGUUAAGGAGGCACUGAUACAACCUGUGCUGGAUGCAUUGGCUAAGGAGUCAAAGAUCAAUGAAGCAAAGGAGCUUGUGGAACUCAGCAAGGCACGUCGUUCCGAUUCUUUAAAGUUGACAUUGCCUUCAAUAUAGGCAUGCAAUUGCCUCUCUGGUUUCGUUUUUUCAUCUGGUAUACCUGCAGAUGUUGAGAAAAGAAGGAUUUUAUGGAGCUUUCGCAGUUAAAUAAUUCCAAACAUCUUAUAGCUUGAUCAGUGGUACUCCACACUUUCUUUCUUAGUUCGUUUGUCUUUAUUUUCUAGUGGUAGUCAAUCUAUGCUCUAACUUGUCAUUGAAAUUUUAUAGCUUUGCUUUCAUUUCUAUGUCAAGUUUUUAUUGCUGAA
Messenger RNA from Populus nigra (black poplar), 1450 nucleotides. RefSeq names its product small ribosomal subunit protein mS78 (rPPR3a)-like. Bases 57 to 1202 code for a protein of 381 amino acids. The transcript has a single exon. The record is from RefSeq and is a predicted model, not a curated record. Lineage: Eukaryota; Viridiplantae; Streptophyta; Magnoliopsida; Malpighiales; Salicaceae. Gene Ontology annotation, molecular function: protein binding. Gene Ontology annotation, cellular component: chloroplast.